AUGUCGACGUAUCCUUCAGACCACAAUAUCAAUGACAGUAAUUCGAAUUUACCCCCAUCUCCACCCCUACCUUCACCAUCCACCACACAACUCGAUGCAGUCCGCGACGCGGUGCGAGCACUCCUGCACCAACCUGCAUACGAUGAUGGAUCCGCCGGACCUGUACUGGUGCGCUUAGCCUGGCACAGCGCAGGGACGUACGAUGCGGCGACAAAUACCGGCGGCAGUAAUGGCGCGGGAAUGCGAUAUGAAAAAGAAGGCGGCGACCCUGCCAACGCCGGUCUCCAACACGCACGGGCGUUCCUCGAACCCAUCAAGCGCCAAUUUCCCUGGAUCACCUAUGCCGACCUGUGGACGCUCGCAGCGGUCGUGGCAUUCGAGGAAAUGGGCGGACCACAUAUCUCGUGGCGCGGCGGUCGCACCGAUUUCACGGACGAUACAAAGAUUCCGCCUCGUGGGCGUUUGCCUGAUGGGUCCAAGGGGCCGGACCAUCUUCGCUGGAUCUUCUAUCGCAUGGGAUUCUCGGAUCAGGAGAUUGUGGCGCUGAGUGGUGCCCAUAAUCUCGGGCGCUGCCAUUCUGAUCGUAGUGGUUUCGAGGGGAAAUGGGUCAACAAUCCCACACGAUUUAGUAAUCAGUAUUUCAAACUACUCAAGGCUAAUGAGUGGACGCGAAAGAAACUCGCCAACGGGCUCGAACAGUACGUGUAUGUCGACGAGGAGGAAGCGGCCGAGGCACGGGAGAACGGAGAACCGGAAGAUGAGGGACUCAUGAUGCUUCCCUCGGACAUGGCGUUGCUGGAGGACCCGGCCUUUCGCGUCUGGGUCGAUCGCUAUGCCGCGGACAAGGAGUUGUUCUUUGAUCACUUCGCCGCCGUGUUUGCCAAGUUGCUUGAGUUGGGCAUUCAGAGGGACGAGCACACGGGAGAGGUUGUCAAUGAGGAGAAUCAACAGGCUGGGUAUCAGAGUGCGCCCAAGAAGAGUGAUUUCCCUGCGGCACCGAAGGUUGAUCAAGCCCCGAACCAGAUCUCACAUGAAGCCCGUCCACUGAAGGAGCAGAACCGUGAGCAGUGGGCUAAGUUGUGA
Molecule: messenger RNA, 1083 nt
Organism: Exophiala bonariae
Lineage: Eukaryota; Fungi; Ascomycota; Eurotiomycetes; Chaetothyriales; Herpotrichiellaceae
Exons: 1
Coding region: 1-1083 (360 amino acids)
Biological process (GO): cellular response to oxidative stress; hydrogen peroxide catabolic process; response to reactive oxygen species
Molecular function (GO): heme binding; peroxidase activity
Source: RefSeq, a predicted model, not a curated record